AUGGGCCCCGCCACGCAGCAGCGCCACCGCACCCGGGCUCGUCGGACAGCCACCAGCAAGCCCAGGCCGGCGGUGGACGACGACGGCGGCGUCAGGUGCGAGGCGUGCGGGUCAGGAGACGACGCGGACGAGCUGCUGCUGUGCGACGGCUGCGACCGCGGCGUCCACAUCUUCUGCCUCCGCCCAAUCCUCCCCCGCGUCCCCGCCGGCGACUGGUUCUGUCCCUCCUGCACCACCACCACCAAAUCCGGCACCGUCAUCCAGACCAAGAUGCCCAAACAAUUCCCUCUGAUCCAGACGAAGAUCGUUGACUUCUUCAAGAUCCAGCGGGGCCCGGCCGUGGCCGAGCCGACGGAGGGGAAGAAGAGGAAGCGGAAGGCGCUGGUGGCGUCCAAGAAAAAGAGCAGGAAGCUGCUGCCCUUCACCCCCAGCGAGGACCCCGCGCGGCGCCUCACGCAGAUGGCGUCGCUCGCCACGGCGCUCACGGCCACCGGCGCCGUCUUCAGCAACGACCUCACCUACGUCCCCGGCAUGGCGCCCCGCUCCGCCAACAGCGCCGCCCUCGAAGCGGGAGGGAUGCAGGUGCUGCCGAGGGAGGACGUGGAGACCUUGAGUCUGUGCAAGAGGAUGAUGGAGCGAGGGGAGUGGCCUCCUCUCCUCGUCGUCUUCGAUCCGGUGGAAGGGUUCACGGUGGAGGCAGACAGGUGCAUCAAGGACCUGACCAUCAUUACCGAGUACGUCGGCGACGUGGACUACCUGCGAAACCGCGAGCACGAUGACGGGGACAGCAUGAUGACGCUGCUCUCCGCCGCACCGCCAUCCAAGAGCCUCGUCGUCUGCCCCGACAAGCGGAGCAACAUCGCGCGGUACAUCAACGGGAUCAACAACCACACGCCGGAGGGCAGGAAGAAGCAGAACCUCAAGUGUGUGCGGUACGCCGUCGACGGCGAGUGCCGCGUGCUCCUGGUGGCCAACCGGGACAUCUCCAAGGGGGAGAGGCUCUACUAUGAUUACAAUGGGUCUGAGCAUGAGUACCCAACCCACCAUUUUGUAUGACAUGACCUGCUGAUGGUUGUUAACCUGCAUAUUCGUUUAUAGGAAAAUGAUUCUGUUGAUACCCAACCCCAAGAAUCUGUUAGUGCAGUCACCUAAUUUGUAGAUUUGGAUUGCCUUUAACCCUGGAAUUGGUACAAGGGAAGUUGUAUUAUCAAACAUUGUGUAACAAUUAGAAUGGUAUUGAAGGAAUGUAAUGGCAAAUGGGGUUUUCUGUUUCA
Messenger RNA from Lolium rigidum, 1274 nucleotides. RefSeq names its product histone-lysine N-methyltransferase ATXR6-like. The transcript has 5 exons. The record is from RefSeq and is a predicted model, not a curated record. Lineage: Eukaryota; Viridiplantae; Streptophyta; Magnoliopsida; Poales; Poaceae. Gene Ontology annotation, molecular function: protein binding. The coding region runs from base 1 to 1056 and encodes 351 amino acids.